This is a messenger RNA of Carassius carassius (crucian carp), 1630 nucleotides long. Its product is annotated as cysteine and tyrosine-rich protein 1. The record is from RefSeq and is a predicted model, not a curated record. The transcript has 5 exons. NCBI's taxonomy places the organism in Eukaryota, Metazoa, Chordata, Actinopteri, Cypriniformes, Cyprinidae. The coding region runs from base 576 to 986 and encodes 136 amino acids.
CAGCGGAGGCGGGCGGCGUCGAGCGGCCAUGCAGUCUCCUCACAGACGCAUCUAGACUGGCUCCCUGGCCUGCGCGACUGGGCAAAGUUUCUGGGGGAGGGGAUCGAGGCGAAGAAAAGAAAAUAGCGCAAGGAAGAAGUUGAAGACAAAGAGGAAGGAGUCAAAUGAGAAGUUCUGCCUGAGAGACUCGUGGAACACGUGGAGCGUUAUGGAUAAAAUAGUUUAUUUUAACGCCUGAAAAUCAGAACGCUUGACAGUCAGAUCAACAAGAGUUUAGUCAGAUUUAAGACGUGACAGAAUGAAAGAUAAACUGUGCAAAGAUUAAAUAACAUGUGAAAGUGGGUUAGUCGUGUUUUGCCAGGGAUCUUAACAAAAAAAAAAAAAAAAAAAGUACCGGAACAUUAUGGAAAAUCCGAGGACAGCGAGUUCCCAGAAGAGUUGGAAGUUCGUGCGGGACUCUCUGCUGCUUUGCUUCUUUGCCGGAUCAGACUCGUUUGUCAGUGGCAGGAUUGAUGGGAAAAGACGAACUCAGCCCUCCAACACAGCACUAGAUACUAAGACAUACUGCAGUCUGCAUGCAUAGAGGCCGAGGUCGUGGAGAUGCUCAGUGCGACAGCUGUAUUGAGUACUGCUGUGAUGGGGUUCCUCCUUUCUGCUGCUCUUACUAUGCGUAUGUGGGAGACGUGCUCUCGGGAACGGCCAUCUCAGGGAUCGUGUUUGGUGUGGUGUUUUUGAUGGGUGCAGUGGCCGCCAUCUUUCUGUGCAUCUGUAUGUGUGUGAAGAACGGGCGUGGGGCGAGAGUGGGCGUCUUCAGCUCAUCAUAUAUCAACACUGUGACUCAGGGUUACCCAGGUCCUCCACCUCCUUAUAGCUAUGAUUAUGAGAUGUAUCCUCCUGAUCGAUGGCCGCCUCCAUACACACCAACUCCACCCAGAGUGGCAAACUACUCUCCACCUCCACCUUAUCCAGGCUACAGCCGCAAAUGAGCCUCCUAAUGUGCCUGAUUCUGAGAGGAUGAGCGCUGCACUCUGAAAUGCACACAAUGAAGACCAGUGCUCUGUCAAUAAAGCAGGGAUUUCCACUCACUGGAGCAGCCGCAAAGAUGAUUCUUACAUGGGAUUUGACUGUUUUCCUUCAUGCCAUGGACAUUUAUGGUCUCACAAAUCUAAAGAACACUAAUAAACGUUAUUAGGCAACAGGAGACCAGGACAGGCCUAAAAACUAAGAUCAAAAAUGUGAUUUGGUAAAUGUGUUUUCUUGUGAUGCGGUUUGUUCAAAAUCAGUGUUAUUUCAUUAUGUCUAAUUAGAAUACAGUGAAAUUAACUGUUAAUAUGGGAGUAGACUUCAUAUUGUUGUACAGAGUAACAUUAUAUUCUUAUACCUACAAUAUGUCUGAGCGUCUUGAUUACUGUUGUAUUAAUUAUAUAGGAAAUAAUUUUCUAAAUGUAUUUAUUAAUAGAAAAUUGAAAGAGCAACUUGUUUUUGCAGUUGGCUACUAUUAUAACAUACCAGGUGUUGUUAACUUCUCAGAAAACCACUAAUUGUGUCCAAACAGCAAAGCAUUAGCUCAUUUUUUGUCUAUUUUUACCUUUCAUAAUAAAACUAAAGGCUGCAUGCUCGUUCUUUGAAA